This is a messenger RNA of Pleurotus ostreatus (oyster mushroom), 1857 nucleotides long. RefSeq lists its product as uncharacterized. Lineage: Eukaryota; Fungi; Basidiomycota; Agaricomycetes; Agaricales; Pleurotaceae. The record is from RefSeq and is a predicted model, not a curated record. Gene Ontology annotation, cellular component: microtubule cytoskeleton; septin complex; cytosol. The transcript is spliced from 6 exons. Gene Ontology annotation, biological process: cytoskeleton-dependent cytokinesis. Gene Ontology annotation, molecular function: GTP binding; molecular adaptor activity; GTPase activity. Bases 1 to 1857 code for a protein of 618 amino acids.
AUGUUUUCCUUCCGACGCAGGUCGAGCAAGAAGGCCCAGGACGCUUCCCAGAUCCGCACUUCUCCUUCGCUUCCCGAGCUAAACAGCGAAGGUAUCCCAUGGCCCAAAAACCUCGUGGACGUGGCUUCAAUUCGGCAGACACCACCUCCCGAUCAUCCACAACAAGGUGCGGUCAAAACAUCUUUCCAGGGAGUCGAUAGCAGUUCCACAAUUCCAUUCCAUAAACCGUUUCGCGGGUCUCCAGGAAAACCACACGAUGGGCCCAUAUUCUCUUUGUACAUGUCCAAUCCACCCUCGGCCUUUGACAGGCACAAGAAUGAGCAUGCUUCCAUAUCUGGUCGUUACAGCCAGAAGAGAGCUCGUGUACCACCUACGUUCAAUCUCAUGGUUGCCGGAGCCAGAGGCACGGGCAAGACGUCGUUGUUACGCCUGCUGUUGGAAACUGCAGACGUAUCACCAACCGCGACAGUUGAUCAACGCGCCGCUGCCGACCGUUUCCUUCGUGGGACCACAAAGCCGACAUCGUCCAUCCAGACUGCCUGCGUGGAAAUAUGUGAAUCCAAGUUCGACCGCAUUCUCCUUACUGUCAUCGACACACCUGGCUUGGAAUUUGGAGAGGGACGCGAGUUGAAGUUGGAAAGGCAGGUGAACGGGGUUAUGAAAUAUAUUGACGCGCAGUAUGCGGAUACCAUGAGCGAAGAGUCUAAGGUUGUACGUCAAAGUAAAGGCGAUCAACACAUUCAUUUGUGUAUAUACAUGAUAGACCCAACGUCUGUCAUGACUGACGCUGCUCGUCGUGCCUCCGCCUCUCUCCCAACGCGCUCUCGCUCAGAAGCUACCGUUUCAAACCAUCUUCCAGACUUGAUCCCGGACGUCUCAGGCGAAUCUGACGACGAUGACACUGACGCAGCAUUGACUAUGUCUCCUGCUGAAAUUCGCGUCAUUCGCAGGAUUUCUGCCCGCUGCAACGUUAUACCAAUAAUUGCCCACGCAGACUCCUUGACUGACGACAAGCUUGCUGCAGUCAAAGAAGCCGUCCGACAAGGCUUACGUGGUGCGGGCCUCGACUUCGGAGUCUUCGCCCCUGCCACCCCUUCGACAACUUCACCCUCGGACACCCCCAAACGGCAAACCCGUUUUACCGAUUCCAACGGGGCCAACCCACCUACUAAUGGGGACGCGCACGCAAGUGAGGAAGAGGACGAAGAAGAGCGAAAUUCGCGACCAGUAGUCAGAUUACGUCCCAGUAAACACCGCGCCUUGUCACGUUCGCGAUCCCGCCGCGACCUCUCUGAAGCUGCAUUGGAUGUCACUCGACCUAUACUUCCAGACAUCGAAACAGACAGUGUGGCCAAUGUUCGCUUCUCUGCUCAUGUCGUUGCGCGAACCGACUUUUCGGAUAUGAUGCCAUUUGCUGUCAUCACUCCAGAAUCAACCGCUCGUCGCGCACGACCGAUAUCUACGGCCAGCCAAGUGUCGAGCGUAGCCCCUUCGACACCUGCGGCGACUUCAGACGAUGGACAUUCGCAGCAUACGGAAACUGUACCGAUGACUCCUGCCUCUGUUAUCGCGAGUAGUAGGCGUAAUUCGGCUUACCUCGACGGACCCCCUGACGACUUGAAGGGGGUGUUUGUACGGAAAUACCGUUGGGGGACGAUCGAUGUGUUGAACCCUGACCACUGCGAUUUUGCAGCUUUACGAACAGCAGUGCUUUCCACUCAUUUGAAGGUGUUGAAGAUACACACUAAAGAAGUGUUAUACGAGAAGUAUAGGACAGAGAAACUCCUUGCUCGUCGUGCAACUAGUCAUAUAACUGAGAAGGAGCAAAUACGUCUGUUCGAAGAACUGGGCCUGUAG